This is a messenger RNA of Theileria orientalis strain Shintoku, 1602 nucleotides long. RefSeq lists its product as hypothetical. The transcript is spliced from 6 exons. Lineage: Eukaryota; Apicomplexa; Aconoidasida; Piroplasmida; Theileriidae. The record is from RefSeq and is a predicted model, not a curated record. Bases 1 to 1602 code for a protein of 533 amino acids.
AUGGGAACUAGAAAACAUAUAUCAGUCAAUCUGCGUGACUUGCAAAGAGUUAUGAAUAAGGAGGAAGAUGAGCUCCCCAACACUAACACAGAAACAAAGUCUAAAUUUGGUGCAACUAAGAAUUUUGAAUACAAACUCUCAAAUAAUCGUUGGGAAAACGAGGAUUACGACGAUGAUUUUGAUUUACCGGCCGAAAAAUUAAUUGAGCCAGAUUUUUCAACACUAAGGGACCCGGAACCAAAGCCAGUAGUUGAACGCAAGCAGCCUGUUGUUAAAGUUGACGAUUCAAGCUUAGACGAUAAUUGGAGAUCUCAGGAAAGUGUUAUAGAGAAUGAAACGUCUGACGCCUGGAGGAUAGCUAAGCCGAAGGAAGAUCAGAAAAAUCACAGUUCCAAUUUCAGGAAUUCGUUCAUAGCAUCCAAGAACAAGGAUCAAGAACUUACCAGAGAAGCCAAAAACGAAGAGCCGAAGAAACUAUAUGUUCCCAGAUUUAGAAGAGAAGCAGCCGAAAAGCCUGAAAACGACAGGUUUAGCUGUUUGGAAGAUCCGAGAGACGACAACUCGCCAAUAAGAGCUAAUUCGCUUAAGGAUUCUGGGCCCUUUUCAAGAAACGAAAACGAUCGCAAAGAGGAUAGACCGAGAGAUGAUUGGGGCUUUAUCGAGAAAAUCGAAGAAAGACCUAGAAACGAUAGGUUUAGAGAAGACAAAUACAAGGAAGAAGAUAAAAGUAAGAGGAGCAUCUUUUCAACGGAAGUCCGAACAAUCGUAACCGAUGAAAAAAAAACAAAAGAAGCAAUAAAAAAGGGUUUAUUUGUGCCUUCAUAUAGAAGGAACCUGAAAAAGGAAGAAACAGUAGAAGACAUAUUCAUAAAAGCAGCUGGAUUAACUGAGACUAAUAAGCAAACAAAGAAAUUCGACCAGGAGUUAAAGCUGAAAAGGGAUGUCGGAGAAGCCGAUAAGCCGAAAAAGGAAGUGAAAAAGAAUGAAGUCGUCAAUCACAAUAAGCUCUUUAAAUGCAGUACAGAGACAGUGUCUCUGGUGGAGGAAUACGUUUUAUCACAGUUGACUGUCCAAGAUGAAGAUUCCCGCAACACACGUUCCGGGUUCCCGGAAUUUGACGAGGAGGGCUCUAUUGUACCAGCAAUAGUGACAUGUGUGAUUGUAUUAAAGUCUUGUGAAGGCUGCACGACGUUGCAGGAGGUUCAAGCCAUGUUCAAAAAUGUACAAAAAUGGUUAUUACACACAACACAGAAUCAUGAUACGAGAGUACUAUUGACCGAAUUAGCCAAAUCAACACACCACUGGGGAUACCCCUCUUUGUCGACAUCAGUGUACUUGAUAGAAGCGUUGUUCGAUUCCCUGUAUGCACUCGGAGUCGUUAAUAAAAGUGAUUUCCUCCAAUGGUUUGAAAGCGAUGUCGAUGAGAUUCCAGACAGAGUAACACUGCUGAUCCAGCUCAUGGAUUGGAAAAAAUGGCUAAGUGGUGAGAAUUUAGAGGAAGUUGUUGAGGAAUCUGAGUCCGAGUCCGAGGAUGACGAUUCCGACAUUGAGGCCAACGUCCCGAAGUCGAUCAGGCUUACCAAAGGAGUCAAAUUCAAGUAA